AAUAAAGUUUUAAAAUCCUUAUUAUUGUGAUAAACUAGACUUGUCACUCAAAUAUCAAAAAAGUUUACGAAUUUACUAUAAAUCAAAUGCAAAACGAAUCAGAAACAAGUUCGGAAUCAAGAAUGGUGUGCGAUCCAAUUGUGUUGAAUUUUCACGAAAGUUUAUUACGACAAUCUGAUAUCGAACUAUUAAGUGGUAAUUAUUGGUUAAAUGACACUCUAAUAUCAUUUUACUACGAAUAUUUAGAACGAAUCUAUUUUAAAGAUUAUAAAAAUUUACUAUUUGUCCCGCCUCAAGUAACCCAAUGCAUAAAAUUAUGUCAAGUACAAAAUAUUGAAGAAAUCCGUAUAUUUUUGGAUCCAUUGGAUGUUGAUAAACGUGAUUUUAUAUUUUUUGCAUUAAAUGAUAAUGAUACAUCACAUGCUGGGGGCACACAUUGGAGUUUGGUGGCAUUCUCACGUCCUGAAAAUAAAAUAUAUCAUUUUGAUUCAUCCGCGGGUGCAAAUCAUAAUUCUGCAUGGGAAUUAGGGACACGUUUAAUGGGUGCAUUGGGCUUGUCUAAAUUAAAUGGGCAAUUUGAGGAAUCGAAAUGUUUACAACAGACAAAUGGUUAUGAUUGUGGGCUACAUUUAUUGUGUAAUACCGAAAAUAUUGCACAGUUUGUGAUUAAAAAUGGUUUAAUUGAGGGGCAUCCUUUAAUUCAGUCAUGUGAUCAAAAACGUCGUGAAGUUUUAAUGUUAAUUCAUUCAUUGAUACAACAAGGAUAUGUUAAAAAUUCUGAUAGCUGCGAAUAAAAUUUUCAAAAUAUU
Messenger RNA from Chrysoperla carnea, 809 nucleotides. It is a transcript of the gene Den1, whose product is annotated as sentrin-specific protease 8. Lineage: Eukaryota; Metazoa; Arthropoda; Insecta; Neuroptera; Chrysopidae. The record is from RefSeq and is a predicted model, not a curated record. Gene Ontology annotation, molecular function: deNEDDylase activity; cysteine-type peptidase activity. The transcript has 2 exons. Bases 87 to 794 code for a protein of 235 amino acids. Gene Ontology annotation, biological process: proteolysis.